This is a messenger RNA of Mizuhopecten yessoensis (Yesso scallop), 648 nucleotides long. RefSeq names its product follistatin-like. The coding region runs from base 1 to 648 and encodes 215 amino acids. Gene Ontology annotation, biological process: anatomical structure development. Gene Ontology annotation, molecular function: extracellular matrix binding; protein binding; calcium ion binding. The transcript has 6 exons. The record is from RefSeq and is a predicted model, not a curated record. Lineage: Eukaryota; Metazoa; Mollusca; Bivalvia; Pectinida; Pectinidae.
AUGGCGGCUUCGUAUCCGGAUAUACCAUUUGUUCCACCUCCUGAACCGCUGGAAUAUGUCUGUCGAGGAUUCUUUUGUCCCUGGGGUGGUACCUGUAAGGUGAAUCAGACAACCUCACAGCCCUACUGCGAGUGUAUGAGAGAGUGUCCGACCCAGGGAAGGACCUCCAUCGUGUGUGGAACCAACGGCGUGACAUAUGUCAGCAAGUGUUGGCUACAGAAAUCCAGCUGUGAAAGAAGAAUCAGAGUGCGUGUCCGCCAUGAGGAAAAGUGUGCUGAUAUGAAACUUCCAGAACCGUGUGCUGGAUUUGUUUGUGAGCCGCCAAAAGUGUGCCAGCUUGGCAAUGAGCGUAGACCUGUGUGUCGCUGUGCAGAGACAUGUCCGGACACGCUAGAACUUGUCUGUGGCUCUGAUGGUGCAACUUACAGCAACAUUUGUCGACUUGAGAUGGAGGCUUGUCGAACCAUGCGGGACAUCCGACUUCAUCAUUCUGGCAAGUGUCAAGUAUCGGGGCCCAAUGUAAACAUUGUUGUUCAGGACGAAGUAGAAGCAUAUCAGGGUAAAAAAAAUGUUCAGUACAACCAUGUCAAGUUUCCAUGGCAACAGACAUACUUCUCUGCUUCUUGUCUCCUGGCUGGUCGAAAGUAA